Messenger RNA from Punctularia strigosozonata HHB-11173 SS5, 1044 nucleotides. RefSeq names its product NAD(P)-binding protein. Bases 1 to 1044 code for a protein of 347 amino acids. The record is from RefSeq and is a predicted model, not a curated record. NCBI's taxonomy places the organism in Eukaryota, Fungi, Basidiomycota, Agaricomycetes, Corticiales, Punctulariaceae. The transcript is spliced from 4 exons.
AUGUCGCCGACACUGUUUCUUACCGGAACGACAGGCUAUAUAGGCGGUACCGUAUUGGACACGCUUUACAACGCUCAUCCGGAAUGGUCGUACAUCGUACUCCUCCGCAAGGUUCCUGACGGAUUUGAGGAGAAGUACCCCAACGUCCAGAUCGUGAAGGGAGACUACGACAGUAUCGAAGUGAUCAGCCAGGCAGCCUCUCGAGCUGAUAUCGUAGUUCACAGCGGGAACUCUGACCACGAGCCCAGCAUCAACGCGCUCAUCGCUGGUCUAUUGAAGCGUCCCAAGACGUCCUUCCUCAUCCACCUUUCUGGCACCGGCAUCGUCGCCGACUUCCGGGAGGGCAAGUACGUCGGCGAGCUGAACCCGAAGGUCUGGUCCGACAUCGAGGACAUCGACGCCAUCACCUCCCUCCCCGACGACGCCCUCCAUCGCAAUGUCGACAAAAUCAUCCAGGCCGCCGCCGCCGCCCACGGCGACAAGCUCAAGACCGCCAUCGUCUGCCCGCCGGACAUCUGCGGUAAGGGUCGCGGGCUGGGUAGGACGCAGAGCGUGCUUUUACCGGCGUACAAGGCGGAGAGCAUCAAGCUGGGCGCUGCCGUCUACACGGGGUCGGGCGGCAACGCGCGAAGCUGGGUGCAUAUCGAGGACUUGAUGAAGCUGUAUCUUAGUCUCGUGGAGGCCGCUGCCGCUGGAGGCGGUAACGCGGACUGGGGAAAAGAGGGAUAUUACUUCGCUUCAACCCACGAAUCGACUCAGUACGAUUUGGCCAAAGCUUCAGCCAAGUGCCUACACGCGAAAGGCUUGAUCCUGAGUCCCGAACCCAAGCAACUAUCGAUAGAAGAGAUUGACGGGCUAUUGAGUGACUGGAAAAUCCCAGGGAUCGCGCGGUACUUGUUCGCGGGCAACUCGCGGACGCGACCUGACCGCGCCACCAAGUUGUUUGGGUAUACAUCGACGGCGCCGACGCUGUGGGAUGUGCUGGAGGCUGAUUUCGACAGUACCAAUGACCCGCUUGUUUCGGCGGCAUUGGAUAAACAGUAA